Messenger RNA from Racocetra persica, 2051 nucleotides. The record is from the annotation of a GenBank genome assembly. Lineage: Eukaryota; Fungi; Glomeromycota; Glomeromycetes; Diversisporales; Gigasporaceae.
CUUGGCAUUUUUGGUUUUAUAAAAGUUUAAAAUAUGAAGAUGUUCAAACCAAAGAUAAUAAUAGUAUUAAUCUUUUCCCUUUACGAGUUUUCUUUUUAACAUUGUUUUUAUCAAUAAUCCAAGUAUUUUUCGCAUAUGCGUAUAUUUGUUCACUUCCAAUAAUUGAUAGUUUAUUUAAUUUUCUUGUUGGUAUGGUCUUAUCAAGAGCUGUAGCAGCAUUCUUUUCUAAUCAGAGAGUAAUUCACAAUUAUAUAAUGGAAGUUGAUGAUGAGAGUAAUUGUUUUAGGGUUAUAGAUUAUGAAGAAAAUAUUGAAAAAGAAGCUCAAGAUUUAAAAUAUGAUUAUAAGCUUCCAAUAAGAAUUCUUGCAUUUUUUCUCUUUAUGAAUUUUACGGAUGGAUAUUAUACAUGGAAACAAUCUUUAGUGGGAUAUGUAAAUAGAAAGCAAAGAUAUUUUACAUCAAAAUAUAGUUCAUUUAAAAUUAAAUGCAGAAAAAUUAAAUAUAUCAAAAAAGAUCAAAAAGAUCCAAUAUCUUCGCAUAAUAAAACAUUAAACAUUGUUGAAGAUGAAAUAAAAAUCAAUCAGAAAGAUAAAUUAAUAGAUUUGGAGACAUUAAAUAUUGAAGGUGACGAUGAAAUAAAAAUCAAUCAGAAAGAUAAAUUAAUAGAUUUGGAGACAUUAAAUAUUGAAGGUGACGAUGAAAUAGACUUAUAUAGGAAAGGGAGAAUAUACAAUAAUAACUGGGAUUACUGGGAUUACUGGGAAGCAAGAUUAUCUAUCAAAGAUAAUGAAAUUAAAUUAAUUCAACAACUACGAUUUGGCAGUAAAAAGGCAACGGAUUUUAAAAGUAUUAAUGGAAGGAUUAAAAUGAGCAUAAAAAGUCCAGAUGUUAUAAAAUUUUCAGAUGAUAUAAAAGCUUCAAAUGAUAAUAAUGGCGAUGUAAAAAUCCUAAUCAAGAAAGAUGAUAAUAUUAAGAGCGAAGAUGAUUAUAUUAAGAGCGAAGAUGAUUAUAUUAAGAGCGAAGAUGAUUAUAUUAAGAGCGAAGAUGAUUAUAUUACGGACAAAGACAUAUCAAUAUUGAUCGAAGAAGGGGAUAAAUUAAAACUAAGAAAGGCAAAAGAUAAUGAAAAUAUUAACCUGGAUGGUGACUGGAAAUUAAAAAUUAAAAAUGGAGAGAUUUUCCUUGUUAAUAAAAGAGUGCUAGAAUGUAAAGCGCAGAAUAAUAAAGGAAAAAACACUAUUCAUUUAUAUAGGGUAAACCUAAAUGGUUCUUGGUUUAAAGAUUCAACUAAUGAACUUAAAUAUAAACAGAAAUACGACCACUACAAAACUAUCGAGAUAGACGCAGAAGAGGGUAUUAGUAAUGACUUAAAAAUCGAAGAUAAACCUUUCAAAUACGCAACGAAAAGUACUGAUUACUGGAGUGCAAUAUUAAAGAAAGAAAAUGAUAAGUUCUUCUUGCGGUAUGAAGUGCCCCCAGAUGAAAACGUCAUACGACUGUCUGUUGAAGGAAAUAAGCUUAUUAAUUUAAAGUACUAUGAUGAUAUCAAAAGAUUCACAAACAAUGAAGAUAUCAAAAGAUUCACAAACAAUGAAGAUAUCAUAAAAUUCACAUACGACAAAAUGGUUUAUGAAGAAGAUUUAACUGAAAGCUUCAAGUCAUUGACUAUAAAUCAUGAGUGUCAAGUUAAGCGUGACAAGUGUGAAGACAAAACGGCGUUUAUUAUAAGUUUCAGAAAUGAUACUCUAUAUGAAAAAUUUAAAGGCCGUUUUUGUCACAAAGAUGAAUUGACGGUUAGUAGCGGUAAUGACGAGAUAAAAUUUGUUAGACAACAUAGUUUCUUGAAACAUCUUCAACGUGAUAAAUUCGCUAUAGAACAAGAUGAUAAAACCGGUACUAUCAUUAUAAGAAUUCAAGUAUUAGAUAAUGAAGAAGAUGAUGACACGAAAGAAAAAGGUGACCCGAUAGUAACAAGAUUAGAUCAUGGUGGCGAAUUAAAAAUUCAAAUAAAUCGGAAUGAUCAAAAUAUUGGCAAGAAUGGUGUAAAAAUU